Micromonas pusilla CCMP1545 is the source of this 204-nucleotide messenger RNA. RefSeq lists its product as uncharacterized. Gene Ontology annotation, biological process: translation. The record is from RefSeq and is a predicted model, not a curated record. Gene Ontology annotation, cellular component: ribosome; mitochondrial large ribosomal subunit. The annotation marks the transcript as partial. The transcript has a single exon. Gene Ontology annotation, molecular function: structural constituent of ribosome. Lineage: Eukaryota; Viridiplantae; Chlorophyta; Mamiellophyceae; Mamiellales; Mamiellaceae.
GCGAGCAAGAAGGCGGGGGGCAGCACUUCGAACGGUCGCGACUCCGCGGGUCGUCGCCUCGGGAUAAAACUCUACGGCGGCGAGCACUGCAAGGUCGGCUCGAUCAUCGCGCGGCAACGAGGGACGAAGUGGUGGCCUGGCCAUAACGUCGGCAUCGGCGUCGAUCACACGAUCUACGCGCUGAUCCCCGGACGCGUGCACUUC